Prunus armeniaca (apricot) is the source of this 1353-nucleotide messenger RNA. Lineage: Eukaryota; Viridiplantae; Streptophyta; Magnoliopsida; Rosales; Rosaceae. The record is from the annotation of a GenBank genome assembly.
AUGUCGAAAAAAGCCAGGCAGGUUAUCAUUGUUUCCCACAGGAUGGAAUGUAGGAGGGAGAACCUACCCAUUGAGCCUUUGGAUCCAUAUUCAAAGGUUAGAGCUCAUAUAAUCCACAUCGUGCUAAAGGUGUGUUGCGGUGUAGUUUAUGCUGCCGCUUGGAGGUUUCAAGUGCCCCUUCCUGAGAAUCCGCCAUGGUGGAAGGCAUUUGAUGCUGAGAAAUCAGGGAUUGACGAAGUUUGUAGGGUGCUGGCUCAUCUGUACAGCCUUCCUAAAGCAAAGUACGUACCAGUCUGUAAGGAUGGAGAUUCUUUUACAUUUUCUAACAAGUCAUGUAAUUCACAGCCUCGGCCAAUUCCAAAGGCUGCAGCAGAAGUCAAUCCUGAAUCUGGUGGAUCAAAGGGUGUGUUGGCCAAGCUAGCCAUUGAUAAGCUGAAGGACUCUAAAGAGAGUGAUGAAAGGACAGGGACAGGGACAGGGACAGGGAGAGAGAUAAGGAGAGGGAAAGGGAGAGAGAGAGACAGAGACAGAGACAGAGACAGGGAUAGAAUGAAAGUCCGGGGGGCAGGAAUUCUGACCGGGAAUGAGAUCGAGAAGGGGCUGAGAGGGACAGAACCAAGGACCGAGGUUAUCGUUCAAAGGAUAGAGCAAAAGAUUCAGGGGGCAUUUGGAGAAAUCAAGACAUCAGUCGUUCCGAGGUAUGCUUAUUCAAGAAUAGUUCAUAUCGCGACUAUCACAAUUCCUCCUACUCUUCACGGGAAAAGGAUCGCCAUAGACAUCAUUCUUACGCUUCAACUGAUCAUCAAACCUCAAGCUGUUAUGGCCACUGGUCAGGUUCUGUUUCACCAUUUCUAUUUUGCUGCCAGCUGUUUGUGGCUUGCAUCAAAACUGGAGGAAUGCCCUAAAAAAGCCAGGCAGGUUAUCAUUGUUUUCCACAGGAUGGAAUGUAGGAGGGGAACCUACCCAUUGAGCCUUUGGAUCCAUAUUCAAAGGAAUCAUGGUGGAGAUAAAGACCCCAAUCAAGCACUGCUCCUCCUGGCAUUGGAAUUUGGAAUUCAAAAUAUAACAGUAAAGUCAUUAAUACAUCCCAAUCCCGUGCACUUCACAAUGAAAAAAUUUACCAUCACUAGGAAGCAGAAAAGCAGUUGGAAUUGGAGUCCAAACGUGGCGAUGGUUUCAUUGCAAGAUGAGCAGAAGGAGUUAUCGAUGCUUGUGUAUGUCUCGGUGGCUUUUCUUAUUGUUCACAUUGUUAAGACAUCACUAGCAAUGAAUCUUUAUGCAGACAUCACUAGCAAUGUAGUCAAGUUCGCUCUGUUAGGCUUGCUAUGGUUACACGUCACAACAAAAGCAUGA